AUGAAGCUGGUCGUAAGAGAGAUAAGAGAUAAGAGAUUAAUUUCUCGUCAAAAAGAGGUUGAUAUCGCCUUGACGGUAGAAGCAAGGGCCCAGUCAAUUCUAUUGAAUCGUCCAGAUAAAGACGAAGAGACAUUGAGUUUAAUUGAACAUUUGGGAGAUACAACAUCUCUACUGUAUAAAAUACACAACACUGAUUCUGAGUAUAGAAAAUCUUCUAUUCUAAGUUUUUCUCUGAAUUCCAAUAAUCUUAAGCCCGAACUUAAAGAGGCAUUGGCUGAAGCUCCUUUGGACACUUAUGUGUUCGGAGAAGAUUUAGGUGAGCGAAUCAAAACGGCCAAAUCUAUUGGCAAGUCAGUAGCUGAUCUUAAGGCUGGCUCUUCCAAACCGAAGUAUGCACCAUAG
This is a messenger RNA of Ceutorhynchus assimilis (cabbage seed weevil), 402 nucleotides long. NCBI's taxonomy places the organism in Eukaryota, Metazoa, Arthropoda, Insecta, Coleoptera, Curculionidae. The record is from the annotation of a GenBank genome assembly.